AUCACCAGGCAUGCUGACAUACACACUCACCUAGGAGAAGUGCGUUUGCCUUUAUUUUAUUUUAUUUUAUUUUUAAAGAAAUGAUCAAAAAAAGAAUCCGCCCCUUUAAACCAAAGUAGUAAACCAUAGUAACCGUAGUACGUGCGCGUGCGUGUUGACCAUAAGAUUUUGUUGUAGAUUGUUUUAUAGAUUUGUAUAGAGCCGCAUUCGUCUGUGCAUUUUAAUAAUAAUAAUGAUGAUGAUGAUGAUAACGUUCUGUUAGACUAUACAGGAGGUCCGUGAAGUGUUCGAGGCUCGUUUUAUUAUUUAAUUUUACUCAUACAAGGAAGAAUAAACGCUGUUUAUAGAGCGCGCGCUAAAGUGAUCUAUUACGGUAGCUGCAGUGGGUGACGUUGCGCCAAGUGUUCCAUCUUGACCUGCGCGAGAUACAUGGCAAACGUGAUCCCUGUUUUAUUGUCGUUUUGCGGUGUGUGUGAGUGUGUAAGUGUGUGUGAGUUAGUGUGCGUGCGUGCGUGCGUGCGUGUGAGUGAGUGAGUAAGUAAGCGUGUGUGAGUGUGUGUGUAUGAGAGUAACGGAAUGGCUACAUCGAGGAAACACACAGUACCAACUGAAGACUGCAAGAAUAACUCAAACAAACGCCUGAGGUUAGAGGAUAAGAGACACAUCGCUGCUGUAAUCCUGGCCCGAGGAGGAAGUAAAGGAAUUCCUCUGAAGAACAUCAAGCUCCUUGCUGGAGUUCCGCUCAUCGGCUGGGUGAUACGAGCUGCUAUAGACUCCGAGAUGUUUGACAGUAUCUGGGUGUCCACGGACCAUGACGAGAUUGAGAGGGUGGCAAAAAACUGGGGGGCUCAGAUACACAGACGGAGUCCAGAAGUCUCUAAAGACACUACGACAUCAUUGGAAACACUACAAGAGUUUUCCAGACUUAACCCAGAAGUGGAUGUCAUCUGUAACAUCCAGGCCACAUCACCGUGCCUUCACCCACACCACCUGAAACAGGCUGUGGAAAUGAUGACCAAGCAAGGCUAUGAAUCGGUCUUCUCCGUCGUCCGCCGACACCACUUCCGCUGGCAAGAGGAAAAAAAAGGAGUGGCCACAAGCACUAGGGCUCUAAACCUGGACCCAUCCAGGAGACCCCGUCGUCAAGACUGGGAUGGAGAACUGUGUGAAAAUGGAUCCUUUUACUUUGCCACCAAAGAGCUUGUAAACCAAGGCCUCCUGCAGGGAGGGAAAACUACUUACUUUGAGAUGCUACCAGAGUAUAGCGUUGAUAUUGAUGUUGACAUCGACUGGCCCGUAGCAGAACAGAGGGUACUCAGGUUUGGUUACUUUGGCAAGGAUAAUCCAGAGCUGGUGCGAUUGCUCCUGUGCAACCUGUCAGGCUGCUUGACUGAUGGCCAAAUCUAUCUGUCUGCAGUCGGAGAGGAGAUGCUCUCUAUUAACACCAGAGACCUGACUGGCAUCCGCAUGCUACAGGAAGAAGGAGUGGAGGUGAUCCUUAUAUCAUCCAGUGACAACCCGGUCCCUGAUGUGUUUGCAGAGAAGCUGAAACAGAAAACAGGUUGUGAAGUGAGGCAUCUGAAAGAGGAAAAGCAAGUAGAACUGGAGAGACUGCUGCAAGAGAAGGAGCUUGUGUGGAAAGAGGUGGCCUACAUAGGUAAUGAUGUGCCAGAUGUGGACUGCCUGAACUUGGCUGGUAUGAGCGCAGUGCCCUUGGAUGUCCCCAUGGUGGUUCUUAAUGCGGCUAAAUACCCCUGCCAGAGAGCACCAGGACACGGGGCUCUUCGGGAGUUUAUUGAGCACAUUCUACUGAUGAAGAAGGGGGCCAUGUUUCAGAAAGCGAAGGAUCGUUAGGAAAAAGAUUCUGAUCUAAAGAGAUGUUUUUAAGCAUGGAUCAAGGUCCAGCUGUGGCAUAGGAUCUUAAGCUCUAUGUUUCAGACUCGAUUGUUAUCAAAUGUAAAAUAGCUUGCUGUGAUGUUUAGAAUGAAGUUAAGACUCUGGUGCUAAUGAAGUACCUUUUUUUGUUGAUUUAGAUUAAACAGUGAUUUAGAUUAACAAAGUGAUUAGACUCAUUAAUAAAUCACUAAAACAUU
Messenger RNA from Tachysurus fulvidraco (yellow catfish), 2093 nucleotides. It is a transcript of the gene cmasa, whose product is annotated as cytidine monophosphate N-acetylneuraminic acid synthetase a. The coding region runs from base 577 to 1854 and encodes 425 amino acids. Gene Ontology annotation, molecular function: N-acylneuraminate cytidylyltransferase activity. The record is from RefSeq and is a predicted model, not a curated record. The transcript has 8 exons. Lineage: Eukaryota; Metazoa; Chordata; Actinopteri; Siluriformes; Bagridae.